AUGUCUGCAUCCAGUCAGACUGAUGCCUUCGCUGAGGCCUGGAAGAGAAGCGUCACCCACAAGUUCAACACAGGAACCGGGCUCGAUAUCCCUCAUCCUGACAAGCCCCCUAGAGUAUCCAUCUACGCUACUCACGAACUUGUGCAUGCCGACAAGCCUUUUCUGACUUGGAAAUCGGAACUCAUGUUAUGGCGUAAUCAAGUGCCUGGUGUCCCCAACAUCAAGCAGACCCUGAUAGACCUCAUCCCUGAAGACAACUUCGAGCAACUUGAGAAGGUCUACCAGUACAUCUACGCCGUCGCAGAGCUUGAAGAGUAUCACAAAGUCAGACUGNAAAAGGCAAACACCGAGUUGGAGGAUUGGAAGCACGUCGCUAAGGAGGGUCGUGACCGAUUCGAUGCUCUCAAGAAGNCAAAAGGGGCCGAUUACGUUGCUGUCGCAUGGCAGGAUGCUUUGCUUGACCGAGCCCAAGGCAGGGUCAUUCGUUGGGCCGAGAUCGUCGCCCAGGAAAAGGAACGGGUUCAGCGACAAGAACGCAAGGUUGAUCGAUUGACUACCUCGUCUUCCGAGGCUACCGCUCUACUGAAGCAGAGACGAGGACCAGUAAUCGAGCAGAGCCCUAGCACUGAUGUGGCCUGGUGCUUACUGGUGUAUCUCACUGCUAGAGAAGAUGCAGAGAUGAAGGUAAGAGGGCAGUUGACUCAACAUUUGCAGAGUAGCAUCUCCGCCCUUGACUCACAGUGCUGA
Messenger RNA from Aureobasidium musti, 747 nucleotides. The record is from the annotation of a GenBank genome assembly. Lineage: Eukaryota; Fungi; Ascomycota; Dothideomycetes; Dothideales; Saccotheciaceae.